AUGACUUUUGAAUCUGAGGAAAAGGCUUAUGAGAUGUACAACACCUAUGAUGGACAGGUUGGGUUCAGUGUUAGAAAGAGCAAGACGAAGCACCGCUCAGAUGGUAGUUUAUGUCAAAAACAUCUGGUGGACAAGGAAGAUGGUCGUAUAGCAAAUUUCUUUUGGACAGAUGGUCAGUCUAUCAUGGAUUACAAAUGCUUUGGUGAUGCUGUGUCCUUCGACACCACAUUUCAAACUAACAAGUUUGAAAUGCCUUUUGCUCCAAUUCUUGGCACCAACCAUCAGAAGCAAACAAUAAUUUUUGGGUGUGCAUUUAUAUUCAAUGAGACUAUUGAAUCAUUUGUUUGGCUCUUCGAGACCUUUCUAACAGCAAUGUCUGGAAAGCACCCAAGCACAAUUUUCACAGAUCAAGACGCGGCGAUGGCAGCAGCAAUUGCUUAUGUAUUCCCAAAUACAGCCCACCGCCUUUGUUUGUGGCAUAUUGGCUUAAAUGCUGCUAAACAUCUUGGUCAUGUAAUUCAUGCGUCGGAGGACAAGUCAGAGAACGAGUCAGAUAACGAGUCAGAUAACGAGUCAGAUAACAAGUUCUGGGCAGAUUUCAAAAGAUGUAUCUACGAAGACAGGGAAGAGAUUUACUUCACACAGAAAUGGCAUGAUUUGUUGGCUAAAUACAACCUUGAGAAUAACUCAUGGAUGUCAAACCUAUAUGCUUUGAGGGCAAAGUGGGCUGUGGUAUACCGUGACUCUUUUACAGCAGACAUGAACUCGACCCAAAGGAGCGAAGGUAUGAAUAAUGUCUUCAAGAAAAGAUUUCGUAGGAAACUCGGUCUUUCAGAACUCCUUGUAGAAUGUGAGAACGUUGCAGUUAGUCUAAGGUCAAAUGAGUUGGAUGCUGAUUUUAAGUCACGUCGAAAGACCCCAGUUUCCUACAUUCCAAAUCUACCUAUGUUGAAAACUGCAGCUGAAUCAUAUACAAGGAGAAUGUAUUCGGAGUUUGAGGAAGAAUUUUAA
Messenger RNA from Brachypodium distachyon (stiff brome), 1011 nucleotides. Its product is annotated as protein FAR1-RELATED SEQUENCE 5-like. NCBI's taxonomy places the organism in Eukaryota, Viridiplantae, Streptophyta, Magnoliopsida, Poales, Poaceae. The record is from RefSeq and is a predicted model, not a curated record. Gene Ontology annotation, biological process: regulation of DNA-templated transcription. Bases 1 to 1011 code for a protein of 336 amino acids. The transcript has 2 exons.